This is a messenger RNA of Linum trigynum, 9580 nucleotides long. The record is from the annotation of a GenBank genome assembly. NCBI's taxonomy places the organism in Eukaryota, Viridiplantae, Streptophyta, Magnoliopsida, Malpighiales, Linaceae.
CUAACAUGUAUAGUUCGUUUAACCUCCAAAGCUCUCACAUUGCCAUAACUAUCUCCCAGUUGCAACAAGCAUCCCUGUGGCAAAUAAACCCCUCAAUGGAAACCAUCAAAUUUCAAGCCAAAAAAAGGGGGUCUUUCAUUCAAGCCAAGACCUAGAACAAGUGAACAACCCUAAUUCGCCCCCCCCAAAAAAAAAAAAAAAAACCUAAUUGGCAAAACAUGGGAGAAAGGGAGGAAACCAAGUACAGUAGGAAGAAGCGGCAUAGUUAUUCUCACAGAACCACUCCCAACAACCCCCCACAUACAACCGAAUGAAACCCUAAUUUUCUAAUUGCCCACACAGUGAGCCAGCUGAAUUGAAAUUUAAGAUACAAAACCCAGAGAAGCAAAUUCAUAGUAACAGAGAGGGGAAAUUGAAGAAGCAAAAGAGGUUAAAGAGAGAGAACCAUCUUCUUCCAGCCGGAAGGAGCAGGGAGCUCGACCGAGAAACCCUCGUCCUGGACAAGAGUAUUGAUCUCUUCCUUCUUCUCCGCCGAGUUCGCCAUGUCGGUUCUCUUGCAAACCCUUUUUCACCUAACUUCCACCCACAAAGCACCAAAGCGAGAAAUUAAUAAGAACCCUUUCGAACCUGCACCACCCAGAGAAGUGGUAGCUAGAGAUGGGGAUAGAGAGAGAAAGAAGAUAUAGAGAGAGAGAGUUCAAUUUUACCCACCAGAAAACUGCACGCAAAGAAACACACACAAACAGAGAGAGACCCUCAAAAAGGAUAUUUCGAGAACAACACUAGCGCACAAGCAGAUGCCACACAAGCUCAGCUGAGUGAGCCAAACCCGGAAAACAAUAAUAAAUAAAGAUUUAAUCUUUUUGAUAAAAAAAAUAAGAACAAUAUAUGAAGUAAGCUUUAGCAGAGCAGAAGAAGGACUGAAAGCAGAGGAGUUAUUCUGUCUCUUUCUGGGCUUUAUCCGUUUGAUUUUCCCAUUUUUGUCUUCUCUUUUUCCUAUUUUCCCCCAAGGAGAAAAAAAAAACAGAAAUAAAUUGAAUGGUGAAGGCGAGAUGUCGGGAGGAGGACACUUGUCGCCAUCUCCACGGCCGGUCCAACGGUCGGGAUUUGUGCUUUCUUAUUUCGUCGGUGACCGUUCGCUGCCGCAGCGUAGCUUUUAUUGAAAAACUUGAACUAAAUUAAAUAAUAUAUAAAAAGAGGAAUAUUAAAAUAAUCCUAUUGGAUCGAAAAGCUUAUGUUAGCCAAUCAGCUGCCGAGAAAUUUCCAAGUAAUUAUAAUUUUUUUCUUUCAAGUGUAGGUUUGGGCCAUUUCGAAUGCAACAUGGGCUUACGGAUUCGUUUUGGUCCGUAUACAGCCUCCGGUGGGCUGGGCUUUAUCUCCAUUUCUCACCGAAAUCCAUCAAUCAUUUCAAUUCCAAAGCCGCCAAAGGGAAUACGAUAGAGCAAACCGUGGUCCAGGGUGGCCCGUUGCCAAGAAGAGGCCCAAGUACACUAGUUACAUUGCGUGGUAGUGGGCUUUUGAGUAACGUAAAAGGCAUAUGGCCCAUAGGCACAUGGAGUGGAGCUUGAGAAGGGGCAAUGUCCAACAUGGUGUAAUGUUGAAGAAAGAGGGGGUAGUGUUGAAGGUGUGUAGAUAAUUAAGAGGAGAGAUGAAAGCACAAAAGAAGCUCUUGUUUUGGAAGAAGAAGAAGAAAAAAACGUGUUUGUGUUGGCCAAAUGAAAGCAUGUUCGAGCUUAGAUCGUUAAUAUGACACGAUGUUAAUUGGAUUUGCAGGGCAAAUGACAUCCACCUCUCGCACCUAGCGUUGUACAGCAAAGACUGAUCACAAGUGGCAGUCGAUUCUUAGAGGUCGAAGAGAAUACAAUCUAUAAUACUUAUGUGCUUAGCAAGAAAUUAUAUACAUAGUCAUGAAAAUUACUAGGGUUGGUAUAACCAGAAAUCUCGAGUCAUGUUUAAGUCUGCGAGCAAAAGGUUAUAAGGCGAAUGCAUGCCUGCUACUACAAACUCUUAGCCACCUUCGAUUAUCGAAUGAAACUUCGAUUUUUUUUUUUUUUGCUUGCUUAAUAGAUAACGCACUCUGCUGGCUCUUCUUUUCCCUCAACUUGAUUUAAGCGUUCGAGAGUCACUUUACAAACCCUCAGACAUUCCACAUGUUAUGCAUCCAUGUAUGUGGACAAUAUGUAGCUAGGGAAAGUUAGGCAAUGGGGAUGGAGAGAAGAGAAGCUAUAUGGAUAGUUUCAAAAUUUAGAUGCUAAGUCCAACAUCAAGAGCUUUUUUGUAGGUGACUAGGUGAGACAAACAAAUUGACCAUGCCACAUCUCUAGGUCUUAUAACUUGAAUAUAUAGCUAAGCUAACACAAAUAUAUGAAUAUGCACGCAUCCUCUUCUUGACUCAUCACCGUCGAUCAUUAAUGCACCCAAUUAGCUAUUCCAUCUACAAUGAAGUUUACAUAACGGAUAACCUAUCCACUUCUCCAUCUACAUGCCUAAUUGGUAGGCAGGGCUGUCAGUUCGGUUUUGGGUUUUCGAUUUAAACUAAAGUUGAACCGAUAAGGUGUUUUUAUCGGUUAAAAUCGAAAUGAUAAGAAACUGAAAAUUUCAACCACGAUAAACAACCAUUGCACAAUAUGUUUGAUUUUUAGUUCCAUGAAACCAUGUCGAACAAUUAAACCACCUAAUGGUUUGGUUCGAUUUCAAGGGAGGGGGCUUGCUUCGAUUUCUUGGUUUCUAGAAUUACGAUUAGGUUUAACAGGAAAAAAUCUCGAUAUCCCAGUCCUAUCAGUAGGUUCGUUCGAUCAAGCUGAUAGCUGGAUGGUUACUACGAUUUAAGAGUUAGGAUCAACUAUGCAUUUUUUUAGCUUUUGGGUAUGUGACAAGACACACAAUAUGCUGUCCAUGUCUAGCUAGUUGUAUAAUAACUUAACUAGGUAAAGUGAUCACGAGGCAACUAUAUAUAUAGCGACGUCUAUGACUUAUAAUAGUUUGAAAGAAACUAUAUAUCUCAUUUGAUCAGUUGGUAUGGAAUACAGUUGAACCCAAAUGGCCAAAUGGGCUUUAAGCUAGUCUCUUUUGAUUCCAUAUGAGGAAAAAACGACAUUUCAUCCCAUAUUUGCGUAUCUUCUUCUGUGUGGAUCGGCUCCUUUGCAAAAAGGUUGAAAUGACAUUUCAUUCCAAUAUCAUCAAUAAAUUAACAUGUCAUGCAUUUUUUAUUGUUUGGAUCGAUUACAUAAGCGAUCACUCGUGUGUUGGAGUUGCUAGUGUUCAAAUCUCAACAAAUUGGACACUAAUUGCUCUACUAACUAACCGCGCGAUCAGUUAUUUCGUUGAGUUUCCAUCCAUCUGCAGCCUAAAAUUACUGCAUAGUCAAGACAUGUCGUCAACAAAAUUUAAUGUAAGAAAUCUCACGUGACUCGUUAUACCAAACCCCAAGCCACUUGACCGACGCCCUGCCCACCGAUCCACACUAACCGAUCUACAAUAAUCGUAUUGUUAGUUUUUCAUAUUUUCAUGACCGUUGUAGUACUCUUUUAUUGUUAUCUUCCCAUAAUUUUUCGAUCCCUCUUUACAUAUUUGAGUGUCUGCAUGGGCUUGUCGUCUCUCCCUUUUACUUCCUUUCCUUUUUCAAGCAUAUGUCGUUUCUGGGAAAACAGUAAUACAAAUCUAUCACCAUUCAUCCAACCCGGCCGACACGGACCAACAACCGUGGGAGUCAAUGACCAUACACAACAGUUCCAAAAUUGACUAAUUUCGUUUUUCUCAGUGUUGGUAACCAAGUGAUCAUAUAGGAACGUUACAAUUAGUGGUUCACGGUCCAAUUCGAUUCUAAUAACAUCGCCAGAAUUUUGUUCACGAGUAGUCAUCGAUUUCGCGAGUUAUUAUCACGAAAACUCGACGUGUGUUCUUAAUUAUCACAGGAAGUCCAAACUAAGUACGUUGAUAAUUAAGCUAUGCGUAAUGAACUUGUCUCCUAAUUAGCAAUUCGUGCAAGGUACGUACAUUUUCCUGUCGAUUCAUAUAGACUGUGUGUUGCACAUGUAGAUGCGCUUGUUUAGGGAGACAACAUUUACAAAUUUCCCCAUCAUGGGAUGUAGGCUCUGCUCGGAAAGUGUAAUUUCCCCCCAAGUGUGGGAGAUUCAUGGUAUUUUGUUCUUUUAUUAUGAGUUGCUUGUUGAGGUUCAUGAACCCAUUUGACCAAAUCGAUUCAUCGUUAUGAUACAUCGUGAAUCGGGAUUGAGGAUCUUAUUGUGUCAUUAUCAUCGUUUCGACGUUAAACGAUCGUAUGAUCCAGAGUUGUGAAAGUCUUAAAAAAAGAAAUAUUUAUACCUUGAUGAGAAGCAGGCAGUCAAUUGAUAAGAUAAAUAAAAAGAAGGCAAUGUCUAAUGAAGGAGAAUUUUAGGUUAAUAGUAUAAAUUGCUCAUCGAUCUACUACAUUUGUGUUCUACACUCCUCCUCGUCCAUUAAUGGCGAGCAUAGGUAAGUAGUCUUCACAUACGUUGGUCCCCGUCGGCAUUGAAACACGAUAAACUUCCAGAUAGAUUAUCACACCAAAACAAGAGGUAAAGUUAGAAAACAGUUAUAUCGAAGACGAGCUACGUUUUCGUACCGUAGUGAAAGGCGGUGGUUAACAAUAAAUGGGCGUUUAGCAAAACAAGAAAAUGGUGGUGGGGGAUGGCCAUGGCGAUUAGAAUUCAUUGCGGAGCAGACAAGGAAAGGGACAGAAGCUUGAAUGGGCAAAUCCCAAGUACUCUACUGAUGAUAGAUCGCCAAGUUGGGUAAGUAAUCGCCAAAGUUGAGAUCCUAAUAAUAUUUCUCGACCGCUUUCUCCCCAUCUUCUCCUUCGAGCCGUGGCAAUUUGAUACUAGUUUUGUAAUGGACAAGCAAAUUAUGAUGGUGUAGUUGCAAUCUUCAAGUUCAAAUGGGCUUUUGUGAAAUGUCAUGCAAAAGAAUAAUGAUUGUAAGAUAUAAUCUUACCAAUUCAAAUCACUGAGACGAUUAUAAACAUGAUACUGGAGCAUUUAGUCAAGAGGUAAUCGUUAGUAAAUGAUAUAAGAUUUAUAAUUAAAAAAAUCUCUCAACAACUCAAUUUUUUUUACCAAUUUGUGUUUGACAUGUACUUCUACCUACAUUUGGAAUUUGAGUGAGGGUCAACUUGCCUCAGCCCCUGAUUCAUUCCGUCCACAAACGAAAGUCCGUUGGACUUGAAGAACAUUCUAUAUAUUGGGACAACCGGGAUUCAAACAUAUGACUUUUCGGCCAACGACCGGUAAGUCCAAUUAUUGGUGUAAAGGAAUCAUAUAACUGUUUGGUUUGCUAUUUUUUUCUUAAUGUCGUUUGUGACAUAAUAUUCCUUUCGUUCAACUAGUUUGCGACGUGAUUUUCUUGUUUUGUUAUAAUUUUUUACUCUUUAAUUACCCAGUAAGAGAUCUACCGAAACUCUCCAUGAAAUUACCAGUUCUUAUGUUGCAUUUUGCCUAGUUAGAAUCGUAACUUAACUCGAUUUUGUUCUUCAAUUUUGUGUUUGAUCAGAUCAAAUUAAAGACUGUUCAAUUAUCGUGAAUCUUUUGGUUAAUGUAGCUAUCCAUGGAAACUUCUUUGUUUUGUUCUAGUUGUGUUGUUCCACUAGACAAGAAAGUCAUCCACCAAACGAGCGAUGAAAUUCACUUUUUUUUUGCCAUUUGCCCUAGUAUUUGCUUGAAAGUAACUGUCUAUUUUCAUCGGUUGCAUUGUUUAGUUGAUCAGAUUAUCUGGGUUACUUUGAAAUCUUUUUUAUUGCAAUAGUGUUUGAUCUUCCUAUAUGGGUAAGGACGAUAUCUUUUGUCAUUUAAUUAGCUCGAUUAGGGGUUUCGUGGAAAUUUCUUGCUUUUUGUUGUUUGUUAUCCUUGAUAUAUGUUGUUUAGUGGAUACAAAAUCUUGAUGUCAUUGUUGCAAUAGUUUUUAAACUUCCUAUGAGUAAGGACGAUAUCUACUGUUACUUAGAAUACAACUCUCAAUUCUUUUGCUACUAUUUGCCAAGGAAGUUUUCUUUAUUUUCUUCUUUUGUUUUAUGAAAUCUUUUUGUUAUCGUUGCAAUAGUUUUUAACUUUCCUACGGGUAAGGACGAUAUCUACUGUUACUUAAAAUAAAACUCUAAAUCCUUUGGUACCUUUUGCCUAAAGGAAGUUUUUGUUUUUGUUUUUUGUAAUUUUGUUCAAGUUGAACAAUUAAAUUUGAUGUUUAAUAUGUGAUGUAAUUUUGGUUUUUUGGUGUGGGUACUUCCAAUAGGCAUAGAAGUUAUCAACAUGAAUAAGUUUUGGGUUUUCUAUAAUCUCCUUUUGGUAUGCUAUUUACUCUGAUUUUGGUUUGAUAGUGUUUGGUAUUUUGACUCAGUAUAUUAUGUUGUUCUUAUUCUAUGUUAGUUUUCUUUCCAAUGGUUAUGGAAGUUAUCAACACAAAAGUAUUUUGGUUAUUUUGUGAUCUCCUUUUCUUCUGCCAUUUUGAUUAAAUUUCUGGUAUAUAGAUUCAGUACAUCAUGUUCUUAUUCUCUGUUAAUUGUUUAACUAUAUUUUUGGGUCAUUUUCUCUAGAAGAUGGGAAAUAGAAUCAGCUCCCUUUAUUCACUUUUAAAGAAACGGUAAGGCAUAGUUUGCACAAUUUUAGUCUAGUUAUUCCUUCUAAAUCAAAUAUGUGGUACUUUUUAGUUUUUAGUCUUUUUUAGCUCAAUUUUCCUUUUUUUCAUUAUGAUGCAUUGAUUAUUCUUUUCUUACUUGUAUUGUAGUAAAAUUGGUGAGUUGGAUGAAGCUGUGAGACAAAGCGAAGUACUCAAUAAAGAAAAUUGGAAAGUUGGAGCUAGAUAUUUUAAAUAUUUAUUCUCAAUCAAUGUUACUAGAGAAUAUAUUUUAGUAGACAAAAGCUUGUGAAGAACGGAAUGCUCAAGUCAUUAUAAGACUGAAGGUAUCUUCUUAUGUUCAUAGUAAUAAUGGUAAUAUGGACGAUAAUCGAGAAGCAAAUCUUUAAGUAUUUAUUCAUUUAAUGAAUUAGCUAAUCUUAACCGUUAUGAAAUAUUAAUUUUUUACUAUACUCUAUUAUGCAUGAAUAUAAGCAAGUAAAUAUACCAUAUAUUAACAUUUCAAUACUUGACUUUAGAAAUUGAAUCUUCAGUGGCUAUGGCAUAUUCCACACAUUCUGAUAUGAUUGAAGCCUAUGACAUUGAGAUUAUGAAUUAUAAACUUUACCUAAUUAUAUAGAAUAUAUGAAUAUAGAAUAGAUAUUGAAAAUAAAAAUGGUAAAAAUGGUGGAAGCAAAUCAUCAUGUAUGAAGAUGAUUCGAGAAGCAAGUCAUUUUAAAAUUUAUGUAGUAAGUUGAAACUUUACUGAAUUUCUAAUGAAGAUGAUUGUCUAUUAUGAAGGAAUUUAAGACGGUCAAUAUCCCAGAUCUCAACAUUCCUAUUCCAGAUCUCAAAGGCGGGGAUUAAGAUGAGUGUUGUUGAAGAGAUGACAGAAAAAGAUGUCGAGAUUGAGAAAGUCUGCUCCAGUAUUAAUUGAAAUUGAUUUUAUUUUACGAAUAUAGAUUUUAUUCUUUUAGUACAACUUAUUGUUUUUUCUUUAUGUUGAUGGCUUAUCUCUACUUGAAUGUAAUUGAUGGGCUUGAUGAAGUUGAGAGACAUAACCAAUUACUUAAUCAAAACAUUGGACUGUUGUAGUUAUAAAUUGCUAAAAAGGAAUCUGACGGUGGACUACUUGAUCUUACACUUCAAAUGGCCAUGAAUAAAAAACAUAAGUAUGAUAAGGUAGUAAAAAGGCUGAAGACCGAGCAUAAUGAGGAAGUUGAGGACACUGUUUAGGUACUCAAACAUAUGUUCGUAGAGCUAAUUAUGCGGGAACAUAUCAAACUUUCCAUGGAUUCUUUCCUAUCGUCUUCAAGGUUGCGAUCUUAAGUAGGAGAAUGAAAGCUGCAAUCUCUCAGCAGCAAGAUUGUGAGAGGCUGAUCAAGAGGAUUAAAGCGGGUGAUGUAAGUAAUUUUUGAUGAACACUAAAUUCUAUGAUCAUAUAUUAUGGUAGAUGUACUAAAAUCUUCUUAUCUUGGAAAUUGUUAGUCUUUUAGUUAAUUUUGUACAUGUUCACCUUGUCUUCUAUAAUUUAUUUUGUAGGAGAAUACUGCUUUGCUACUUCCAAAUCUGAACAUCCCUCAUAAUGAGUGAGAUUCAGUAGAUGACCCAACUGCUCAUAAUGCAAACCAUUUAGUCCAGGUUCUUGAAUCAUCAUGAACAUUUGGGUUUCUUUUCUAGUUGUUGUUAUUUAUAUUAUAUUAACAUUUUUAUUAUUUUUGCAGGAGGGCAAUGUUCUUGAUCUCAACGUCCCUGUUCCUAUGGAGAAUGUUAACGUUGAAAUGCCACAGCUUGAAAAUGCCCCUGUUGUUAAUCUAGAAAAUUAGUUAGUUGAGGUGGUUUGUGUCUGACUUGCAUUUUUGCUUUUUCAAGUUAAAUAUUGGUAUAAAUGCCUAAACUUUAUUCCUAUGUUUUGUAGGAGGGUAAUGUCGACAUUGACAUGCCUCCCUUUGAGAAUGAUCAGGUGGCUAAUGAUGAAAAUCAGGUAGUCAAGCUGGUUGAAUCUAUUAUAUAGACUAUUUUUUCAGUUGAUAUUGGUAUAGUUGUUUUAACACUCUUCCUAUGUUUGCAGGAUGAUGAUAAUGAGGAUAUUGUUGAAUAAAGAUUUAAGUGGUGUAGGUUUAAUUUUACUUUCUUCGUUACCUUUGUUAGAAGUUAUACAUUUAAGUUUAUAACAUAUGUUAUUUCAUAUGUUCAGGAGAACCAGAUAGGGUGGAAGUUGUACAUCAUUGUGAUUCUGAAGACCAGUUUAUUGUAGCUUAUGAAAAAUUAGAGAAUUGUAUUGGAGUGUAUAGGAUAUUGCAGAUUAAGGCAACAGUUUUCACUAUGAUAGUUGAGGGAGUUCGCUUUUGCUUAAAUCUAGACAAUGAUUGUUUGGAUUAAUGGGGUAGGUUGAUGUUGACAGUAUGUUGCACUUAGUGGAUGUUGUCCUGUAAAUGAAUGGUAACAUUUGAUUUUUUAUAUGAUAAAUAUGAUAGUUCAAUGUUCAAGUUUGUGCAUAUAUGAAUAUUGAAUUUUUUUUUUACAUUUAACAAAGUGUUACUGCUUUAUUUCUCUGACAAUUAAUCUUUUCCUUUUAUUUCUCUUCCGUCUAAAAAUCUUCUUCUCUUGUUUAUUGCUGGUCUUCCACUUUGAAUUGCAAGUUUCAGAAGAAAAAAAACUCUACUGCAUAUUAAAACCACAAAGGGUGUCUAAUGAAGAUUUUAAGACAAAUGGAUGUGGAAUGAAGAUUAGGGGGUUUGAAUCACCACUUACCCAUUCUCUAGAAAAAUUUUCACUACCUCUCUAAGGUGGUUGCAAUUACCCCAACUAUGAACAAAGGUUCGUCACUAUUUCUGAGUACUCACAUGCAGCGUACAAUGUUGAUCAUGCAGUGUUCGUAACUACAUUUAUUUCGAUAUUUUUAUGAGCUAUUUUUUUUAUAUUGAAGGUAUUUUCAAUCUCCCACAAAUUUUCAAUGGACUAUAUGUCAUUCUAACAAUAAAUUUUCACAUCUCAC